Messenger RNA from Tremella mesenterica DSM 1558, 777 nucleotides. RefSeq lists its product as uncharacterized. The record is from RefSeq and is a predicted model, not a curated record. Lineage: Eukaryota; Fungi; Basidiomycota; Tremellomycetes; Tremellales; Tremellaceae. The annotation marks the transcript as partial. Gene Ontology annotation, molecular function: D-mannose binding. Gene Ontology annotation, cellular component: Golgi membrane; COPII-coated ER to Golgi transport vesicle; endoplasmic reticulum membrane. Gene Ontology annotation, biological process: endoplasmic reticulum organization; endoplasmic reticulum to Golgi vesicle-mediated transport; Golgi organization. The transcript is spliced from 9 exons.
UUGAAAACACACUCUAUCGCUGCUCCUUAUGUCGAUAGUGAUCUUCAAAACAGAUGGUGGGACUUUGGAGCAGAUGCUAUUGUAAAUACAAAUAAACAUAUUCGACUGACGCAAGAUAGACCAAGUCAGAGUGGUUGGCUUUGGAGUAGAAUACCAUUGAGCGUAGUGAAUUUUGAGAUAGAAAUUGAGUUUAAAGUGGAUGGAAAAGCGCACAAUAUGUUCGGCGAUGGAUUCGCCAUAUGGUUCACUAAAGAAAGAGCGACUUUUGGGCCUGUUUUCGGUAGUGCCGACAAAUUCACCGGGUUGGGCAUUUUCUUCGAUACUUAUGCAAAUGCCAAACACUCGUUCAAGUUUCCAAGAGUUACGGCAAUGCUGGGUGAUGGACAGGCGGAAUACGAUAACGGGCAUGAUAAUGCCGCUGGCGAGGUCGCCGGUUGUUCUGAGAACUUCCGGAGACGAGACAUACCUACAAAGGCCAGAGUGUCAUAUAUCAAAGGUCGGAUCCUGCAGGUGAAAUUGCAACUUCAAAAAGAAGAUGAAUGGGUUGUAUGCUUCGAGACUGACCAAAUCACUUUACCUAGUCAACCUUAUCUUGGGUUCUCGGCCUUGACGGGGGAUGUGUCAGAUAAUCACGACAUAAUUUCAGUCACUGCAUCCACCCUUCAGCUUUCAAAAGAAUAUCGUGAUACCCAGGCACCGUUCGUCGGGAGUGCUGGGAGCGGGAAGGGACGCAGGGUUCAACCUCGAUCUGGGUCUGGUGCAGCGGGAUGGUUCCUA